CCUGGUACAGCUUCAUCUCAAGAGCCUCUCUCUGUCUCUCUCUCUUAGCCGUGUGAACAAAAAUGAAAUACUACUUGGGGGUAGACUUUCUAACACAGAACAUGUUUAAUGCUCGCCUUUUGUAGGUUCUGGGUCUGCCCAAGCUGACUUAGUGGCUGUUGAAUGGAAUCACAGCUUCCAAAAGUUAUGCAGUGCUGAGAUGCUUCUGACUGAGAUGUUCAGGGUUGUUGGUGAUGCCUAUCAAGUGCAAGUUUCUGCAGAUGCCCACCUGGCUGCCGGUCAUCCAAUUACUGAUCUUGAUACAUUUAUCUAUUUGGCAACUCCAGUCAUUGGUCAUGUACCUUGCAUGAAGGGCAGCAAUUGUUCAAAGGACCAAUUAGUUAAUGACUCCAUUUGUCAGCAAAAUUUGUCUAAUAUUUCCUUGAGGAGCAUAUGGGAAUGGUAUGAAGAGCCAGGGUGCUAUGGGUUGGAAGUGAGAGCUUGUAAUGAUCUCAGUCCAGAGACAUCAUUCUGCAACAGUUCAGAGUUCUGUGCAUACUUUGUACCUUACUUAUCUGCUGUUCAGUUGUUUGGGUGGUCUAGGAAAAGUAUGAAUCACAGUUUCGGCAUUGGUGGGGGUGAGACAUCAAAUACUGGAAGCUCUCUGUGUUCUCACCCUGUAUCUGCAAGGUUGCUCCGACCAUUUGAGCAAAGUAUGCGCUUGUCAGAAUCAUUUUCCUCUAUACAAGAUCAUGGAGAAGUCAUUUUUGAGUACUUUGAAACAGAGCAGCCUUCUUUUCGGCCUCCAUUAUUUGAAAAGAUCAAGGAGCUUGUUAGCAGUGUAAAUGUAUCUGGCCAUCAAAUAUUUGGGGAUCCUGAAAAGCUGCAAAAUGUGAAAUUAUGUGAUCUUCACCCGGCUUCAUGGUUCAGUGUUGCCUGGUAUCCUGUUUACCGUGUACCUCAUGGGAAAUUGCGUGCAGCAUUUUUGACCUACCAUUCACUGGGUAAACUGGUUCCACAGAAAGGCUCCCCAGAUUUGACUGGUCUAGGUAGCCGUAUUGUUUCUCCAGUUUUUGGGCUGCAGAGUUACAGUGACAAGGGAGAGCAGUGGUUUCAGCUGAGGCGUCCAGAUUCGAAGCAACUGCAAAUAGAUGGUGAGUCAUCAAAGGGCAGCCGUGCUGAAGUUCUGAAAGAGAGGCUGAGGACACUGCAGCGAGGUGCACUGGCCGCAGCAAGGGCUGUGGUUCCCAAGGGAGGUGGGGAAUCCGUGAACUGCCACCCAGACUAUGAGUUCUUCCUGUCUCGAUGUACUUAAGGCACAGGCAUUCCAAAGAAAGUGCGAUCCACUCCCCAGAAAAGAAAAAAGAAGAGAGGGGAUUGUUGGUAGGAUAAUUCACUAACCAGAGGCCGGCUAUAGUAUUAUUAGCUUAUAAUUCACUAACAUGUAGAAGAAGUGAAGAGAGAGAGAGAGGGGCGGGCACAAGCACAAUGGCCUCCCUUGUAUAGAAAGACAGACAGACUAGUAACCCGACAUAACAUAACCUAACCCUGAUACCAGUGCAAACCGUUACCAGAGUUUUAGGCUUGGUAGAUUGGCAGUGUCCAAGAUGUUUUUUUUUUUUUGGGGGGGGGGGGUAUGGCAAGGGAUUUUGUGUUUUUGGUUUUUCUGGAGGGUGCAGAAGGAAAAGGAGGAAAGUUGGGGUUGUGUAGCUACAAGCUAGUGUACAUUUGGGGGCUUUGAUGAAAAGAAUGCAUACAGAGAUACUGAAGCUGGCGUACCUUAUUGGUUUGUAUUGCGUUGUUUUGCACUUUUGUUUGUUGUGUAUGAGAAUCAUACAGAAGCUGGGUGCAAUGCAAAUGAUGUGAAGAAGAAGCAAAGCCACUGUAUACUAGUAGUAGCUGCUUUCAGUUGAGCCUCAGCCUCC
Molecule: messenger RNA, 1904 nt
Organism: Oryza sativa Japonica Group (Japanese rice)
Lineage: Eukaryota; Viridiplantae; Streptophyta; Magnoliopsida; Poales; Poaceae
Source: RefSeq, a predicted model, not a curated record